GCCGCUCUCAUGCCCUAUCCUCCCGCGCUGUACACUCCCACGCUGCCCUUCGGCAAGGCUGGUGCUGUACGUGUUCAUGUCCUUCUUCCUUGGCAGCGUAUACUACCGGCUGGAAAACACGCAGGAGGACAUCCUCAACUGGGCGAACCUAAUCAUCUGGAUCAACGCCUUCAACUCGUACAUGGACUUGGCGGCCAUUCCCGUCUUCGCGCUUGAGAAGGAAGCGGUCGUGAAAGAAGUGCAGCACGGGCAGUACGCGGUGGCGAGCUUCUGCAUCGCCAACGCGGUCGUCCAGGCACCCUUCGUGCUCCUGAUCGCAUUCUGCUGCAGCACGCCCGUUUACUGGAUCACUGACAUGAACGACGACCCCGUGAGGUAUCUCCAGUUCGUCAUGGUGAUGUUUCUCUUGCUGUUCGUCGUCGAAAGCCUGGCCCAGCUUGUUGGAGUCCUUGUUAAGAGCUUCAUCCUCGGGAUCGCCAUCUUCGCCAGCUUUCUCUCGAUUUUCUACAUGUUCAACGGGUUCUUCGUCGACCCCAACAACACACCCGACGGUUGGCUGUGGCUGUACUGGAUAUCUCCUCUCCGGUACUCGUGGGAGGCUAUGGUGAAGAUCGUCUUCGACGGCCAGACCUACGGAGGGUUUGAUUCGUGCGUCACUUGCUACGGAAGGACCGGAGAGCAGGUGCUAGACUCGCUCAGCCACGGUGGGACAAACUUCAAUGACGUGAGCGUUGUGGCGUGGUGCUGCGCGUUGGCGGGGUUCUCCCUUGUGUGGAGGGUCGUCCACUACGUCGCCCUCAAGUGUUCCAUUUUUUGA
Messenger RNA from Ectocarpus siliculosus, 817 nucleotides. NCBI's taxonomy places the organism in Eukaryota, Phaeophyceae, Ectocarpales, Ectocarpaceae. The record is from the annotation of a GenBank genome assembly.